CAGUGCAGGACGGGACGGGGAUGCGACCGGGAGCAGCUUGCACAGCUGGGUUUCGGGCAGGGAAUCAAAUGCACCGGCCAUUCGCUUCAGUUUUCUCGACAGUUGACUUAAAGCGCGUUUCUAGAUGUUCCGUCCACUUUGGGGUAAUUUAUUUAAUGUCUGAUGACUGUUGUUGAUUUUAUUGUGCACUAAUGGCUUGUUAAGACAGCAGGGAUUCCUGUGGCUGGACCUGGACAGAAUUGUACCUACCCGUCAAUAUGUCCAGCUGGAGUGUGAUGGUCUUUAUGCACAGGGCUUAUGGAAUAUAGCCUGCUCUGUCACCAUCUCUACGCGGUCUCCGUCAGUCCUGUAAAGAAGAAACUCGGGCUCCUCUUCAUCAUGCUGCUCCUUUGGGUCUACAUGCUCUACUCCUGCGUGGGCUACUGUGCCACCAUGCCACCAAGUUUAGUCGUGGACAAUAGUAAUUACAAUGGAGACAUGGAUUUCCUCGGGAAAUACGCUGAGGCGGAAAGUGGCCGAGCGGACCUCGUGAUGUCCAAGCUGCUGUCCAGACCGCAGAGCUCUUGGACGGACUUGGAAUCAGAUUAUGAUAAACCUACUGUCAGGAGGGCUCCCCGAGGCUUCUCUAAAAAUGAAGUGGAUGUGGACAGAGCUGAGGACUGGGACGACGGGCGAGGAGGAGAGCAGAGAAUCUCUCCGCUGUCAAGUUUCUCCAACGGCUCGGGCAGUAAGAAGCUGCCUCAGGCGAUCAUCAUCGGCGUAAAGAAGGGCGGAACGCGCGCGCUGCUGGAGUUUCUGCGCGUGCAUCCCGAUAUUCGCGCGGUCGGAGCGGAGCCUCACUUCUUCGACCGUAACUAUGACAACGGACUGGACUGGUACAGAGACCUGAUGCCUAAGACCCUGGAGGGUCAGAUCACCAUGGAGAAAACACCAAGCUACUUUGUGACUCGUGAGGCUCCAGCUCGGAUCUAUGCCAUGUCCCGUGACACCAAGCUGAUCGUGGUGGUCCGGGACCCUGUCACCCGAGCCAUCUCUGAUUACACACAAACAUUGUCCAAGAAGCCUGACAUUCCCACUUUUGAGAGCCUGACAUUCAAAAACAGGACUACAGGGUUGAUAGACACCUCGUGGAGCGCCAUUCAGAUUGGCAUUUAUGCCAAGCACCUGGACAACUGGCUGCAGUUCUUCCCCAUGGGUCAGAUUCUAUUUGUGAGUGGAGAACGAUUGAUCAGCGACCCAGCCGGAGAGCUGGGCCGUGUACAGGACUUCCUAGGACUCAAGAGGAUCAUCACAGACAAACACUUCUACUUCAACCAGACCAAGGGCUUCCCUUGUCUCAAGAAGGCUGAGGGCAGCAGCAAGCCCCAUUGCCUGGGCAAAACCAAAGGGAGGACCCACCCAAACAUUAACCCUGAGGUAGUGCAGAGACUUAGAGACUUCUACAGACCGUUCAACAUGAAGUUCUACCAGAUGACUGGGCAUAAUUUUGGUUGGGAUUAACCGUGAAUGGAGGACACUUUUUUCUGUGUAUUUGCUAUGGCAAAAAUACAUUGAGAUUAUUGUUAUAUAUAUGUGAAAUGUACAGAAAUCUAUUUUAUAAUAAUUUAUUUUUAAUUUCUAAGCAAUUAAUUCACUAAGCUGCCUAACUAUAUUGUGCAUAGCAUCUGGCCCAAUUCUAGUCUCGCCACCAACAUUCCACAUUUUUGAUUUGCCGUGGUUAUUUCUAAACAUGUUGAAUUAUUGGUGCUUCCAAAUUCUUUCAAUUUACAAAUACUGAACUCGAAAAUGGUUUGAAAAACAAAAAAACGCAAACACUUUUACGGGUAUAGUGCAUUUACAAAUUAAUAGCGACAGACAUUUGCAAUUCAUUCAAUUCUGACUGUUUAGAGAAAUGUAUCUUUGUGACAGAGCAUAAUGGAUUAUAUUUCACUCUAAAGGUAUUCUCUUGACCACAUUUCAUGUUUCAUUACACUCCGUUCAACUGAUAAGCAAGAGAGCUGAUCCUGUGCCCCCUUUUACUCAGUAACAUGUGGAUCAAUAGCCCUAAUUGCUACUUAUAGUGUCACUCAUGUUUAGAGUCGACUGCUGGCCUUCACUUGCAGAUUCCUGUAAUGAAUGGGUAAUCCAUCGAUGCUUAAAUCAGAUCUUGGACAACAGGCAGCAUGUCGACAUUAUGCUAAUUGUAUAACUCAUCUGAACAAAUCGAUUAGGUUUCUCCAGCCUCAUUGCCCUUUUAGAGGAAGAUCUGGCCAACAAGCCCAGCUACUUCCCUGUCUAAAAGGUUCAAAGGUCAAGUCUCAAUAACUUUUCAAAGAAAGGAACUGUGUGGGCUAAAAGCGACAAUGUUUAGACUUAUUCACACUGCCCCAAAAAACACAGUUUUGGGGUUUUGUCGGGUCAUUCUGUUAACCCUGUUGUUUGUUGAGCCAGUAUGAAAAUUAUAAUUAUGUUUCCCAAUUUUCUAAAGGGUUGUUCACGCAAAACCAUUUUUUGUGUCCAUCUGCGCUUGUUUAAAACAGUUUUUCCAUGUUAACGUGCUAGAGAGACAUAUUUGAUCAGUUUUUUUUUUGUUUUUUUUUUUUCUCAGCGUCUUGUGCAGGAGCGUCAUUUUUUUAAGAUGCAGUAUCAAGUGCCACUUUGAAACUUUUAUACAACUUUUAAAACAACUUUUAAAAGCCUGUCUCGAGACACUUCCAUUCUGUUUGAUUUGAUGCACCACAUCUAGCUUUUUUAACACAAGUAUGCAUUUUGUGUGAACGGCCCUUAAAUCCUCUGAAUCCAAAAGCCAACUUUAGAAUACAGUAUUUGAAAUGUUGGCGUUUGUUGGGCCUUUAUGAAAGUGAUCAUUAUGUUGCCCAACAUUCUAAGGGGCUGUUCACACAGAAUGUGUUGUGUCCAUCUGUGCUCUUUUUUAAUUGUUUUUCUGUGUAAACAUUAGCUAGAUGGACAUUGCAUUCUGUUCCAUUAGUUGCACCGUUGUUAAUCUAGCUUUUUUUUUUUUUUUAACACAAGGUAGUGUUCUGUGCUGAACAGCCCUUUAAUCCUUAAAAUACAACAGCCAGCUAUACGUUGUUUGAAAUGUUGUUUUUUGUUGGUGUUGGUUUUUGUUUUUUGGGACAGUGUGAAUUAGUCUUUUGUUGGAGCCAAAUGACAUGUGAAGCACACUAAAGAUAGCGGGUAGAUCUCACCCCUUCUGUAUCUCUAUGAAGAAGAGUAUCUAAAGCUUAACCCUGAGCUGGUGCCAUUACUGACACAUAUUAGAAAAUACACCCUGACGGUGCUUGUUUCCUUUCCAUCUCAUCAAAACACAUUUUUCAUCAAAUCUCAGUUCUCCUAUUCUUGCCAAAUUUGAACAAGCUUACGAACCUCCAUUAAGAUGCUCAAUGUUGUAUUUUUAUUUUUUUUCAUGUAGUCUCUGUGUGCUUUUGUUUGAUUUUCUACUUGAAUUUUUAUAAUGCAAGAAGGAGAAACAGUCAGCCGCUCUUUAUCUGUGAUAUUCAUCCCAUGACUGCUGAUAUGGUUGCUGUCUCAAAAGCAAGAUAAAUGACCGGGCUUAGUGUAGCUCUGAUUACUGUUCACUCAGAUCACCUGAUUCAGGAUCAGCUCUAAAUAGAUUAGUGUUGGGUUAAGGUGUGAGGCUUUAAAGGGAAAGUUAACCAAAAAAUAAAUAAAAUGAAAAUAAUUUAAUAAUUUAUGUUGUUCCAAAAUCAUAUGACUUUCUUCCAUUAAACACAAAUAGAGAUGUUAGGCAGAAUGUUAGGCUUGGUCACCAUUCACUAAGAAACAUUCUGCCUAGCAUCUCCUUUUGUGUUCCAUAGAGAGAAAGUCAUAUGGGUUUGGAAGCAAAAUGAUGGCAAGUAAAUUAUGACAUAAUUUAUCAUUUUGAUGUGAACUAUACCUUUAAGGGUGAAAGGAGCCACUAUUUACAGCUUAGCUUUAACAUUGGGCUGAGAGAAACUGAUCCUGGACCAGAGUUCAAAGGGGUAAUGUCACAGGGAGGUUUAGCAGGACCAUUACGAAAGUACUGAUGCUUCAAUUUCUCUCACCCCUAUUUAAUAUACUGAAAAUGAAAUACAGAGGGGGGAUGGGUGGGAUUGAUUGUCUGUUUGUAUGGCUUUGGAUGGAUGCAAACAAAGAAAAAAAAAAAAACUAAAACAGAAUAGCGGUCUGAAUCAGCUCAUUAUUAUUAUUUUUUUUUAGAACAUGCUGUGCCUCAAACCAGUCCUGUGCUAUGCUAAGCCAACUUCCUUUCAUUUGGAGAGGAGAUUAUAAUAUUUAUCAGCUGUGAGGACAGCCAUACUAAUCUUGCUGGCCUUCAAGUCUGAACUAAGUGGGGGGAAAUUUCCCAGAGCAUUUUUCCUACUUUAUUCAAUUCAUCAAAUGGUCAGAUGUUACAGGGAGGCCAAAAAAAAACAAACAAAAACAAUGUGAACUUUCUCCUCCAACUGUAAUCAAAUCAUCAAAGUUUUUUCUUGCGUUCACAUUGCAUUUAAGCAAGCAAAUCAGUUGGAUCAUGGCAGUGAAACAGGGUCUAGCAAAUUUUCAACAAAUGCUAGCCCAUAGGGCCUCCUUCAAUUUUACGAGUACAAUUUAACAGAAACAUCUAUUCCAUGAUAACUCAAAGUAGAGCGUUAUUGCUCAGGUAUUUUUUGGGGUAAAAUGCGUAACCUUCAACCCUCUCUGAUUAUAUGUGAACUGCAAAUAGGUUCUAAUCCGUCAAACUUUGGUCUGUGCAAAGUUUCCAAUCUUUGCUCACGGUAAGGCAGUGUGUGCUGAUGCAUCUGUUUAAUGGUUGAGUUUUAUUCAACCUCAGAGAGAUAUUCAGAUGUUAUAAAUGUUUGUCUUACUCCAAGUAUAACACAAUAAAUAGACUAGAAAUGAUCUUUAUGUACAAAUGAUGAGGAAUACAUGUAAACCAAGUAUUCUGUGGUUUCAAAAAUAAUUAAUUUUACACCCUGAAUGAGCAAAAUGGAACAGAUGUUUCUAGAUAAUUAAAUAUAUAACAUUCAUACUUUUGCUUUGUAUGAUGAAUAAAAUAAAAUAUAUAUUUUACGAAA
This is a messenger RNA of Myxocyprinus asiaticus (Chinese sucker), 5057 nucleotides long. It is a transcript of the gene hs3st3b1b, whose product is annotated as heparan sulfate (glucosamine) 3-O-sulfotransferase 3B1b. The transcript has 2 exons. Bases 298 to 1500 code for a protein of 400 amino acids. The record is from RefSeq and is a predicted model, not a curated record. NCBI's taxonomy places the organism in Eukaryota, Metazoa, Chordata, Actinopteri, Cypriniformes, Catostomidae. Gene Ontology annotation, molecular function: [heparan sulfate]-glucosamine 3-sulfotransferase activity.